AUGUGUCAAAAAACAAAAUCAAAACCAACUACAACAAAUAAUAACAUAAAUAAUAAUAAUAUUAAUAAUAAUAAUGAAAAAGUUAAUAAAUUAAAAUCAAAGAUAACUACAAUUUUUGAUGAAUCACAAAAGAUUAUAGCACCAAGUAAAAAAUCAAUCAAUGAAUUAAGAAUAUUAUUAUUAGGAUGUUAUAAUAGUAAUUUUUUAAAAACUCAUUUUAAUUUAAUAAUUUUUUCAGUAGCUGAUAGAGUUUUAAUUCAUUUUAAAAGAGAAUUAGCAAUUGAAAGAAUCAUUAAGUUAUUAACUCAGUUUUUAACACAAAUAGUAAAUAAUAAAAGAACCAUUGAAGAAGAAGGAGAAGGAGAAGGUGAAGAUAAUGAUGAAAAUAAUAUUAUUGAUGACGAGGAAAUGAUAAGAAAAUCAAAUAAAAUUGAUGAAGAGUAUGAAAAAUAUGAUGAAUUUUUUAAUUCAAUAUUAAAUCAUCUCAUUAAUAGAUCCAAUAGUAAAGAGAAGCCAGUUAGAUUCAGAAGCAUUCAAAUACUAUCAGAGAUAUUAUCAAAUCUAAAAGAAGAAUAUGAAUUCAAUGAAAGCACUUGGUCAAAUUUAAUAGAAUGUAUUCUCACUAAAAGUAAAGAUAGAAUACCUGCCAUUAGAAAACAAUCAAUUUAUUCAUUAGCUAAAAUCCAAGACCCAACUUCUCAAGGUGAUCCAAUCACUUCAAGAUUAAUUGAUAUGUUAAGAUUUGAUACAUCACCUGAUGUAAGAGUUACAGCAUUAAAUAAUAUAGUACCAUCAAAGAAAUCAUUACAACCAAUAUUAGAGAAAACAUUAGAUAUUAAUCCUACCGUUAGAAAAGGUUCUUUUAUUUUCAUUGGUAAAAAGAUUGAAAUUAGAUUCAUUCCAAUUUCAUUAAGAGUUGGUAUUUUAAAGAAUGGUUUAAAAGAUCGUGAUCAAUCUGUUAGAGAAGCUUGUUCAACAAUGUUGAUUGAUUAUUGGUUAGAAAAAUCUUUAGAGAUUUCAAAGUUUAUUAAAAAUUUAGAAGUAGAAUUAUUUGAACAAGAAGUUGAAGUAGUAUUAUUAGAAAUAUUUUCAAAAGGUAAAUUUGGUAUUGAUAAAUGUAGAGAAUAUGAUUUAUUUAAUCUUAGUAAGGAACAAGCAAUCAAUCUUAGAGUUUUAUCUCAAUAUUUAAAGAAAGCAAAUAAUCAAGAUUUAUUAGAUACAAUUUUACCAAGUAUUUUAAAUUUUAAUGAAGUUUUAUUAUAUUAUCUUAGAAAAUCUGAAAAAAGACAACAAGGUUUAAAUGAUGAUGAUGAUGAUGAUGAUGAUGAAAAAGAAAAAGAUAAAAAUGAACAACAACUUGAAAAUAAUAAUAAUAAUAAUAAUAAUAAUAAAACAGAGAAAUUAAAACAUAGUGAUAAUGAAUUAAUAUUUAUUCAAUCACAAUUAAUAUUAAUUGCUCAAUAUUUAGAUUUUUCAGAUGAAUCUGGUAGAUCACAAUUAAUUGAUGUCAUUCAAAAAUUAUUAAUGUCAAUUAGUAUUGAUGAUAAUCAUUUAGAACCAUUGAUGGAAUUAUUAUAUCAAUUGGUUAAUCCUCAAAAUAGUAGCAGUACUAGUGAAAAUGGUAGUAGUGGUACCGAUAGAGGUUAUUCACAAACCAUUAUAACAAGUUUAACAACAUUGACCAAUUUAAUUGAUAAUGAACAAAGUGAAUCGAUUAAAAUUGAAAUGCAAAAUCAAUUGACUGCAAUCAAAGAAUCAAUUGAUAAAUUAACUCAAAAAAGAAAAGAUAUUAAAACAUUAAUUAAAACUAAAUAUUCAAAUAACGGCAAUACUGGAAGCAACAAUAGCGGUUCAAAGAGUAUUAGUAUUAGUAAUAAUUUAAAUAAGAGUGUUGUAGAUAAACUAAAUUCAAAGUUGGAUUUAUAUAGAGAUGAAAUUCAUUUAAAGGUAGAACAAUACAAUCAAAUUACAGAGAAUUAUAAUUUAAAAAUUCUAUUAGAAGAGAAAAUUUGGAUUAAAUCUCUAAGUAUUUUAAAUCACUUUUUAAAGAAUACUAAAAUUUUGAAAUUAAAUAAUCAAGUUAAAUCAACCAUUGACAAUUUCAUAGAGUUAAUUAUGGAUAAUUGUUUAUGUAGUGAAAACUCUUUAGUUAAAUCAAUGGCAAUUAAAGUUUUAUCAUUACAAUCGAUGAUUAAUAUUUCAACACUUUCAAAGAAUACUUGUUCCCUAUUAGAAUCUUUAGAUACUGAAUCUUUAAUAUUUUUUAAUCAACAAAAAGAUAAUCAUCAUCAAAAUUCAAAUGAAGAAUCAUCAACUGAAAUUGAUGAAAAACAUGAUGGUUUAGUUUCGUCAAUUGAAGGUUUAUUUGAUUUAUUAUCAUGGUAUGGUUAUUCAUUAAAUAAAAUUUUUGAAAAACAAUUUAAAGAAAAGCAACAACAAUUAAAGAAUAUUGAAAAUCAAGAUCAAUCAAUUGAAAAUGAAAAUAAAAUUGAAAAUCAAAAUCAAAAUCAAUCAAUUGAUGAAAAUGAUAAUAAUUUCAUAAUUACAUUUGAAUUUAUUUUAGAUCAAUUAUAUGGAUUAUUAAAAAAGAUUGAAAAAACUCAAGAUAAUGAAAUCAUUGGUAAAGAAAAGAUUCAACAAAGAUUGGUUGAAGGUAUUUCAAAGAUUAUUUGUAAUCAAGUUUGUGAUUUAGAGAAUAAAAAGGUAUCAAUGGAACAAUAUCAAUAUAUAUUUUCAUUCUUGAUGGGAAUGUUUUUCAAUCAUACCAAUGAUGGUAAACCAACUCAACAAAUUCUAUCCUCUUUCUUUAAUGUUUUCGUUUUACCUUCAAAUAGAGAUUUUGAAUUCUCUUUAACAAUCAUUGAAAAUUCUUUUAUUCCUUCUUUACAAAAUGUUUUUAAAAACUCAAUUACUUCAACACCAACUUUAAUUAAAUUAUAUCAAUAUUUAAUUAAUUCUUUAAUUUCAAAUUUUAUUAAACAACAACAACAAAUUCAACAAAAACAAAAACAACAAGAACAACAAAUACUACAAAAUGAAGGUAAUAUUAAUUUAAAUGAACAAGAAAUUGAAAUUAAAUUUAAAACAAUUGAAAAUAAACUAUAUUGUAAAUUACUAUUUAAUUUAUCUUUAGAGAUUAUUGGUGAUACAACAAUUGGUAAGAAUCAUUGUAAAUUAUUUCAACUUUUUAAAUUGGAUAAAUCAUUUUUAAGUUUAGAAUCAAUUCAACAACUAUUAUUCCUAUCGAAUAAAAUGUCAAAUGAAAUCAAUUCUAAACCAUAUAAUGGUCAACUUUCAAAGUAUCAUCAAUAUUUGAAAUCAUUAUUAAUAAUUGAAAAAGAUGAUGAAACUGAUAAUAAUAAUAAUAACAAUGAUUGUGGUAGUAAAGAUAUUCAUCAACAAGAAUUAACAGAUGAACAACAAGAUGAACUUUUAUCAAUUAUUGAUAAAAUUAAAAAACCAAAUCAAUCAAAGAAAUUAUCAUCAACAAGGGCAAAUUCAACAAAAAGAGUUAAAUCUAAAAAAGUUAAAUACUCUUCCUCUGAAGAUGAAGAAAGUCAACAAGAAGAUUCUCAACAAUCCUCUGAAUCUGAUCAAGAAAAAGAAACUGAAAAAGAAAUUGAACAUGAAGAGAGCGAAGAAAAAGAAGAAGAAGAAGAAGAAAUUGUUGAAGAAAUUAUUGAAAUUAGUGAAGAAGAGGUGGAAAUUAAAAAGAAAAAGAAAAAUAAAAAGAAAAGAAAAUCAAUUGAAAAUGAUGAUGAAAUAAUAAAUGAAGAAAUUAGUGAAUCAAAUUAUAAAAAGAAAAAUAAAGAUAAAAAGAAAAAGAAAAAUAAAAAUAAAAGAAAAUCAAAUGAUGAAUCUGAAGAUCAAGAAAUUCAAAGUGAUCAAGAAGUAGUUUAUGAAGUAAUUAGUGAAGAAGAAAUUAAAAAGAAAAAGAAAAAGAAAAAUAAAAACAAAAAUAAAAAUAAAAGAAAAUCAAGUGAUGAAUCUGAUCAAGAAAUCCAAAGUGAUCAAAAAGAACAAGAAGAAGAAUACUAUGAAGAAAUUAGUGAAGAAGAAAUUAAAAAGAAAAAGAAAAAGAAAAAUAAAAAUAAAAAUAAAAAUAAAAAAAAAUCAAGUGAUGAGUCUGAUCAAGAAAUCCAAAGUGAUCAAAAAGAACAAGAACAGGAAGAACAUGAAGACUAUGAAGAAAUUAGUGAAGAAGAAAUUAAAAAGAAAAAGAAAAAUAAAAAUAAAAAUAAAAGAAAAUCAAGUAAAAAAGAGAAAAGUCAACAUGAUGAUAAUGAAAUAUUAAGUGAAGAAAUUAGUGAAAUUGAAGAUAAAAAGAAAAAUAAAAAUAAGAGAAAAUCAAUUGAAAAAGAGAAACCAAAAAAAAAAAAAAAAAGUGAUGGUGAACAAGAAGAAGAAGAAGCAGAACAAGAAGAAGAAGAGAUUGAUAACGUAUCAUUUGAUUCAAGUAUCGAGAAACCUGAUUUAAAUACAAGUAUGAGAGAUUAUUUAAAUAUUUCAUCUGGUACUGAACCAGAAUUGGAGGAAGAACAAUCUGAUGGAUCAGAGGAUGUUUCAAAUUUUUUUACUUCCUCAAGUGAAUCAUACGAAGAAUACGAUUAA
Molecule: messenger RNA, 4611 nt
Organism: Dictyostelium discoideum AX4
Lineage: Eukaryota; Evosea; Eumycetozoa; Dictyosteliales; Dictyosteliaceae
Exons: 3
Coding region: 1-4611 (1536 amino acids)
Biological process (GO): mitotic chromosome condensation
Cellular component (GO): condensin complex
Source: RefSeq, a predicted model, not a curated record